Acipenser ruthenus (sterlet) is the source of this 4324-nucleotide messenger RNA. RefSeq names its product sestrin-3-like. Bases 95 to 1429 code for a protein of 444 amino acids. NCBI's taxonomy places the organism in Eukaryota, Metazoa, Chordata, Actinopteri, Acipenseriformes, Acipenseridae. Gene Ontology annotation, cellular component: nucleus. Gene Ontology annotation, biological process: positive regulation of macroautophagy; regulation of response to reactive oxygen species; cellular response to leucine starvation. The transcript has 9 exons. Gene Ontology annotation, molecular function: oxidoreductase activity, acting on peroxide as acceptor; L-leucine binding. The record is from RefSeq and is a predicted model, not a curated record.
UCUGUGCCCGGACUUGUAGAUUGUACCGUCGGUCGGGUCUUUGUUAGUUAGCAAGUAGGACUGGAGCCGGAUCAAUGCACUAACCAAGAAGAAAAUGAUCAUCUGUGCAAAAAAUAUGGACUUCCCUCUAGGAAACCAGUGCCAGCGACUCCAGACUCAGGUGGUAAAGGUGAGUUCGGAGAAGGAGCGCCCGCAGCUGCUGUUCGUGAAGGCUCUGGCCAGCAGGGGGCGCCUGGACUCGGUCACCCAGCAGAUGGGCUACCACCCGCAGUACCUGGAUAGCUUCCUGCGCACCCAGCACUACAUCCUGCACAUGGACGGGCCGCUGCCCUUCCACUACCGCCACUACAUCGCCAUCAUGGCUGCAGCCCGUCAUCACUGCCGGUAUCUAGUCUCUCUGCACUCCGCCCAGUUCCUGCGAGUGGGAGGCGACCCCGCGUGGCUCCAGGGCCUGGACUCCGCCCCCCAGCGCCUGCGCAACCUUCACGAGAUCAACAAGGUGCUGGCUCACCGGCCUUGGCUCGUCGCCCGGGAGCACAUUGAGUCCCUCUUGAAGAUUGGGGAGCAGUGCUGGUCAAUGGCAGAGCUGGUCCAGGCAGUGGUGUUACUGGCUCACUGCCACGCUCUGGCCAGCUUCGUGUUUGGGGUGGGGAUAGAGCAGGACCCCCCCGUCCCAGGGACCCCCGGGAACCCCAACCUCGGCAGCUACUGCUUCUGCGACACGGCCAACGGCAACGCAGCCUGCACCCCUGAGAACCUGCGCUCCCACCGCCGCAGGUCCCUGGACUCGAGCUGCGAGGCGGGAGCCCUGCGAGACAGGAUGCAGAGGCUGCAGGGAGAGAAGGAGCGACGAGGGGAGCGUAAGAUCACAGCGCAGGGGGACCAGGAGGAAGAUCUGGAGGAGAAGCCGCCCCGUCCCACUGACCUGUCCUGCUUCCUGUCGGACCCCGAGUUCAGAUACCAGGAGUUCACACGGCGCAAUGAGGACCACUUCCAGGUGUUCAGGGUCCAGGAUUACUCCUGGGAGGAUCACGGCUUCUCUCUGGUGAACCGGCUCUACUCGGACAUCGGCCACCUGCUGGACGAGCGCUUCCGUACAGUGACCAGCCUGCAGAACGGCCUCCUGGGAGAGGGGCAGGGCUCCGACCUGAAGAGAGCCGUCUGGAACUACAUCCACUGCAUGUUUGGCAUCAGCUAUGAUGACUAUGACUACGGAGAGGUGAACCACUUGCUGGAGAGGAGUCUGAAGCUGUACAUCAAGACCGUGACCUGCCACCCAGAGAAAACCAAAUCCCAGCUUCUCCACUGCUGCUGGAAACAGCUGAAGCAGGCUGAGAAGGUCCAUGUGAACCUGCUCAUCAUGGAGGCCAGGAUGCAAGCGGAACUUCUGUAUGCACUUCGGGCAAUAACCCAGCACAUGACUGCAUAGACUGGAGAGAGGGAGGGAGGGAGGGAGGGAGGGAGUGUGCAGGAGAGUACGAUGAGAGAGAGAGCGAGUGUGCAGGAGAGUACGAUGAGAGAGAGAGAGAGCGAGUGUGCAGGAGAGUACGAUGAGAGAGAGAGCGAGUGUGCAGGAGAGUACGAUGAGAGAGAGAGAGCGAGUGUGCAGGAGAGUACGAUGAGAGAGAGAGCGAGUGUGCAGGAGAGUACGAUGAGAGAGAGAGAGAGCGAGUGUGCAGGAGAGUACGAUGAGAGAGAGAGCGAGUGUGCAGGAGAGUACGAUGAGAGAGAGAGAGCGAGUGUGCAGGAGAGUACGAUGAGAGAGAGUGAGUGUGCAGGAGAGUACGAUGAGAGAGAGUGAGUGUGCAGGAGAGUACGAUGAGAGAGAGUGAGUGUGCAGGAGAGUACGAUGAGAGAGAGAGAGAGUGUGCAGGAGAGUACGAUGAGAGAGAGUGAGUGUGCAGGAGAGUACGAUGAGAGAGAGAGAGAGUGUGCAGGAGAGUACGAUGAGAGAGAGAGAGAGCGAGUGUGCAGGAGAGUACGAUGAGAGAGAGAGAGAGCGAGUGUGCAGGAGAGUACGAUGAGAGAGAGAGAGCGAGUGUGCAGGAGAGUACGAUGAGAGAGAGAGAGCGAGUGUGCAGGACUGGUCUGUCUCCACAUCACAACUGGACACAGAUCAUACUUGAAUCGUGGAAGGGGCCUUUUUUUUUUUUUUGAAUUCUCUUCGCUUGAUACUUUUUUAUUUCUCGACACUUCUUAAUUUGUUUUUGUUUUUAGCCGUGGAUGCAGUGCCGCGGCAGUUAAUGUGCAAUUGUUGUUAUUGUUAUUGUUAUUAAUAAUAUUAUUAUAAUCUAGACUGUGAGGCAAAACGAGCAUUGGGACUGAAGCGUGUGGGUCAAACCGGGCUGCACGAACUGGUAUUUAGUUUUCUUUUUUAGUUUUUUUAAUUUGAGUUUGACUUUCAUAUUUUGUUCUUGUUGUCUAAAGGGCAGCUGAAGCUCUGUGUUUUGUCCUUUUUUAAUUAAAAAAAAAAAAAAAUUCAACGCACUGGGGCUUCGCUCAGCAUUUAGAGCCGGCUGAUCAUUCAGGUCUUUAAUCAGAAUAUAUUGUUGGCUGCAAUUGUAACGGUAGGUGCAGAAAACGAAAAUGCACGCCCAAAACCGAGCAACAGACACAAACCAACAAACAUUUCAGGGUGUUUUAAAAAACGCUGAAGGGUGUUAAAAAAAAAUAAAAAAUAACAUGAAGGGGACAGGAGGACUUUAUUUAUAUAUGUAAAGAAACAGAAGAAAAACACUAUGUUAAAAAAAACAGCACUUUUGAAAAAACAAAACAGUUGAUUUUUGUCCUCGUAAAAAAAAAAAAAAAAGAACAAAAGAAAUUGUACAAUCACAACCCCAAUCUGAAUACGUGCCAGCUAGGACAGGGGUGCUCAGUCAGUCCUACACAAUUCAGUUGUUCCAGCUGUUCUGUCUGGUUGCUCGGCUGCAGUUUUCAUUUAGACUGGGAUGUGUUCCGAUAAAUGGCUUCCCACUGCGGCACAACCCUGAGCGUCUUGGUUCCUCCCUGGCCUGGCUCUGUUGUGUGCGUUCGUGGUGCACCAGGGAGUUGAAGCCGUCCUUGUAUGUGCUUCAGAAGUCCUGCUUCAGUUGAGCUUGACGUUUCUGUUGGGCUGUGAUUGCAAUGGGAGUGAACAGGUACUAUAGAUAACUGAUAACGAGACAUGUGAAACUUCAGUUUGCUGAUUGGUCUGAAAGAUGUCAUUGUGAGGUGCACAGAGAGGCUUUCAUGAGGACUGGGAGGUAAAAGGUUCAAACAUCAGAACACAGCCUUGGACAGAAGAGCUGGACAUAUUAAAAUCAAACAUUAAAUGAAACAUUUAGGAAGAGUGGGAGGGGGAGAUCAAGGUACGAUGCACAUGUCAUUAAAUAUAGUUUUCUAUAAUUCUGUUGUUUUUUUUUUGUGCUGCUAAAUUCCAUCUACUGUGUUGUACCCUGAAUAUUUCAGAAGCAGUAGCUUUGGAAGGCCUUUAUGGUCAUGUUGUUUAAAAAAACAAAAAAAAAAGAUGUAUGUUAUGUUAUGUAUGUAAGUAUUGUAUGUAUCUUCGGUCUGAAUGAUCCAAGACAUUUGAGGAUCAGUAGAAGCCGGUCAGGCCCCAGUGCUAGUGCCUCUCUAGCGGGACGGCCCGGGUUCUGUGUGCUGUACACUCGCUGUGCUCACCGCUCGCUCCCUGAGCUCUGGAGAGGGCAGGAUGGCACCCCAGCAGUAUUAUCUCAUUAAGAACAGCACACAGUGCUGCUGAAACUCAAAGCAGUGGACUUUCACUUCGGACUCAACUGAAUUUGACCGAUUUAUCGCGGCACCACAACACAGCGUUGGUGCUGAACGAUUCAACAGCACUCCCUCAAUUCACUGGAUUGGAGGCCUCUGGUUGGCUGGCUGAUCUUCACUCUUUGGCCAAUCGGGAGGUCUGUCCCGGUGACAUCACAAUGCAGACCCACUCCAGCACCUUCCCAGAAAACAGAACAAAGCUCCAUGGACCCAGGACUCAGAGGGGAUAGACACGCCCCUUUAUCAACAGUGAACAAGUCCUGUCCCCCUCCCAUAAAGACAAGCUUCAGCGGCCUGUCCCACUUCAACACAAAGCAGCCCCCCGGAACACUUUGACUUUGCCCCCACCUCGUUUGUGAAGGCGCCGGGACUGAGAGUCAGAGAAGCAGUGCAUGACUACAGCCUCUGAGUUCAAUAUUUACCACGUAAAUGUAUGGACAAAAACUGAAUCCGAGCAAACAAACAAACAAACGAAAAAAAACAAAAAAAGUUGUUUUUGGAAAAGAAAGAGACUUAUUUUUUCUAUAAAGAUAAAUAUGUUUGACAUGUUCCA